This is a messenger RNA of Phycodurus eques (leafy seadragon), 2238 nucleotides long. It is a transcript of the gene eomesa, whose product is annotated as eomesodermin homolog a. The record is from RefSeq and is a predicted model, not a curated record. Gene Ontology annotation, biological process: CD8-positive, alpha-beta T cell differentiation involved in immune response; endodermal cell fate specification; positive regulation of DNA-templated transcription. Gene Ontology annotation, molecular function: RNA polymerase II cis-regulatory region sequence-specific DNA binding; DNA-binding transcription factor activity, RNA polymerase II-specific. Bases 58 to 2007 code for a protein of 649 amino acids. NCBI's taxonomy places the organism in Eukaryota, Metazoa, Chordata, Actinopteri, Syngnathiformes, Syngnathidae. The transcript is spliced from 6 exons. Gene Ontology annotation, cellular component: nucleus.
CCCCAGCCCCCCUUCCAUCACUGCCUCUUUUGGGCUCAGACUGACCCCAGUGGAAAGAUGCAGUUAGAGAACAUGGUCCCCGGCGCGCUACCCAAGACCUUUUACAACCUCUCCUCUUCUGACAGUGCCAACAACAGCCCGAGGCCGCCGUCGCAGCUCGAUUAUCAAGAAGUGGACCGGGCCGAACCGGAGUCCAACAGCGCUCCCAAGAAAUACCUGGCGGCCGUGCAGGGGAACGGGAUGCUGGGCGACCCGCAGGGGGACGCGUUCGCUAAAGCCGGCCCCGACGGGAGGAAAGGCUCCCCGGUGCUCGCCGAGGACGAGCUGACCGGCGGCCGGCGGUACGGCUUAGACGAACUCGGUUCCGACCGCUAUUUCAUCUCGUCCUCUCAGGCGAGCACCGACAUGGCGAGUCCGUGUUCCCUCUUUCCGUACGCGGGGCAAACGGGCUCCGUGUACGCGGGCACCACCGGGUCCAGGUACCCGGCUUCGCUCCACUACGGAUCGGUUCUGCCGCCCGCCGGCUUUUCCUCGCCGUCCGUGUGUAGCGGCCGGAGUCAGUUCGGCAGCGCGGGCUACCAGUUCGGUCAGGGUCCCGGCUGCUUGUACCCGUCUUACCCCGGCGCCGGCAUCAGCUCCAUGUCUCUGGCCGGCCCCGGCGGCGGCCCCAGGGCGCAGGUGUAUCUCUGCAACCGGCCUCUGUGGCUCAAGUUCCACCGGCACCAGACCGAAAUGAUCAUCACGAAGCAGGGCAGACGGAUGUUCCCGUUCCUGAGCUUCAACAUCACCGGACUGAACCUCACGGCCCACUACAACGUCUUUGUAGAAGUUGUUCUGGCCGACCCCAAUCACUGGCGCUUUCAAGGGGGCAAAUGGGUCACUUGCGGCAAAGCAGACAAUAACAUGCAAGGCAACAAAAUGUAUGUUCAUCCCGAAUCCCCAAACACUGGCGCUCACUGGAUGAGGCAAGAAAUCUCUUUUGGCAAGUUGAAGCUGACAAACAACAAAGGGGCCAAUAAUAAUAACACACAGAUGAUAGUCCUGCAAUCUCUUCACAAAUACCAACCACGGCUGCACAUAGUUGAGGUGACGGAGGAUGGGGUUGAAGACAUGAGCAACGAGGCCCGAACUCAAACCUUCACCUUCCCUGAGAACCAGUUCAUAGCUGUCACUGCCUACCAGAACACAGAUAUCACCCAGCUGAAGAUUGACCACAACCCAUUUGCUAAGGGCUUUCGGGACAAUUAUGACUCAAUGUACACCGCGCCGGAGAGUGACAGGUUGACUCCAUCGCCGACAGAUUCUCCCCGAUCAACCCAAAUUGUGCCCGGGGCUCGCUACGCCAUGCAGCCUUUCUUUCAGGACCAGUUUGUCAACAACUUGCCGCAGAACCGCUUCUACAGCAGCGAACGGGCCGUGCCCCAAACCAACAGCCUCCUGUCCCCGCAGAGCGAGGACGCCACCGCUGCCGCCUCAGCCCAGCGCUGGUUUGUCCCCCCGGUCCAGCAGCCAGGCUCCAACAAGCUGGACCUGUCCUACGACAAUGACUAUUCCACCAGUAGUCUGCUGUCCUACGGCAUCAAACCUCUAUCCCUCCAGACGUCCCACGCCCUCAGCUACUACCCAGAUUCGGCCUUCGCCUCCAUGGCUGCGGGCUGGGGCACCAGAAGCGCCUACCAGCGCAAGAUGACCACAGCCUUGCCCUGGUCCCCUCGCCCAAGCCCGCCAGCCUUUCCAGAGGACCAGCUGGGGGCCACGAAAGACAAGCUGCCCGAGGAAACCGCACCGUCGGCAACCACCUGGAUGGAGACUUCUCACUCGCUGAAAUCGGUGGAUUCUAACGAUUCCAGCGUGUACUCCAUGGUGUGCAAGAGGCGCAGGAUGUCCCCUGGGGGCUCCAGCACGGAGAACUCUCCAACCAUCAAGUGUGAAGACUUGACCACUGAGGAUUACAAUAAGGACAACCCAAAAGGCAUGGGUUAUUACGCAUUCUACACAAGCCCCUAAGACUGUAAUUUAUUUCAACUAAAUAUAACUGAGUGCUCUCCAUUCCUUGUUAAUGUCUUUUUUUCUCUUUUCUCUAAAGGUGCCAAAGCUUAGUGUUGCUCCCCCAAGCAAGCUGCACAAGGUUAUUUUCCCAGGCCAACCCCUCUCUCAUACCCGAGCAGAAACAUGCAUAGUGAUUGUUGAUUUUAAACAAGCAUGUCCCUUUUUAAAUCCAUUUUCUUUUUUUAAAAA